Solea senegalensis (Senegalese sole) is the source of this 10839-nucleotide messenger RNA. It is a transcript of the gene lama2, whose product is annotated as laminin, alpha 2. Bases 55 to 10512 code for a protein of 3485 amino acids. The record is from RefSeq and is a predicted model, not a curated record. Gene Ontology annotation, molecular function: signaling receptor binding. The transcript is spliced from 73 exons. Gene Ontology annotation, biological process: regulation of cell migration; regulation of embryonic development; cell adhesion. NCBI's taxonomy places the organism in Eukaryota, Metazoa, Chordata, Actinopteri, Pleuronectiformes, Soleidae.
CAGAGCGCGCGCGCAGGGGACUCCAACCAAACUCCAGCAGCAGCAGCAGCAGAGAUGGAGAAACUCCUGGUCCCGCUUCUCAGCGCGAUGCUGUGUCAGUGGUGCGGUGCUCAGCAGAGAGGGCUGUUUCCCGCCGUGUUGAACCUGGCAUCCAUGGCAGAUAUCUCGGCUAAUGCCACGUGUGGUACAACGGGUCCGGAGGCGUUUUGUAAGCUGGUGGAACAUGUACCUGGUCAGCCUGUUAGAAACGCUCAGUGUCGAAUCUGCAACGAUAGGAACCCGAUUGAGCGUCAUCCCAUUGAAUAUGCCAUUGAUGGGACCAAUCGUUGGUGGCAAAGUCCUUCCAUCAAGAAUGGGAUGGAGUAUCACUCUGUGACCAUCACUCUCGACUUAAAACAGGUUUUCCAGAUUGCCUAUGUGAUCAUAAAGGCCGCCAACUCCCCUCGGCCAGGUAACUGGAUCUUGGAGCGCUCCACAGACGGCGUGACCUUUGAACCCUGGCAGUACUACGCCAUCACAGACACCGAGUGUCUGACGAGAUUCAACAUAAAUCCACGCAGAGGACCUCCGUCUUAUACCAGGGACGAUGAAGUCAUCUGCACCUCCUUUUAUUCAAAGAUUCAGCCGCUGGAGAACGGAGAGAUUCACACGUCUUUGAUCAACGGCCGCCCCAGCGCCGACGACCCCUCGCCGACCCUGCUCAACUUCACCUCGGCCCGCUUCAUCCGCUUGGUGUUUCAGCGAAUCAGGACGCUCAACGCCGACCUCAUGACGCUGACGCUCAGUGACCCCAGAGACGUCGACCCCAUCGUGACGCGACGGUACUAUUAUUCCAUUAAGGACAUCUCAGUCGGAGGCAUGUGUAUCUGUUACGGCCACGCUAAAGCCUGCCCACUCAACACGGCUACAAAGAAGUUUAGCUGCGAGUGCGAGCACCACACGUGCGGGGAGAGCUGCGAUCGUUGUUGCCCUGGUUACCACCAGCAGCCCUGGAUGGCGGGGACCUUCCUCACUCGCCAUAUGUGUGAACAGUGUAACUGCCACGGUAAAGCGGAGGAGUGCUUCUUUAAUCAGACUGUCGCAGACCUGUCACUCAGCCUGGACAUGCACGGCAAAUACAGAGGGGGCGGGGUCUGCGUUGGCUGCCGUGACAACACCGGGGGCGUCAACUGUCAGAGCUGCGUUGCUGGGUACUACAGACCUGCUGGGGUGAGGGCGGAGGAGGAGAAUCCCUGUGAACCGUGCUCGUGUGACGUGCACGGUUCUGUCAGCCAGUCGUGUGUGGCAGAUUCAAACCAGGCUUCUCUCUCCCAGCCAGAAGGGUCAUGCUGGUGUAAGGAGGGUUUUGGGGGUCAGCGAUGUGACAGGUGUGCCGUGGGUUACAUGGGCUACCCGUCCUGUCAGCGCUGUAACUGCAGUGUGGAAGGGAGCGCCAACGCUGACCCGUGUAUAACACCCUGCGUGUGCAAGGAGAAUGUAGAGGGAGAAGAUUGCGAUCGCUGUAAACUGGGAUUCUACAACCUGAACGGUGACAAUCGGCGCGGCUGUGAGAAGUGCUCGUGUAUGGGUGUUUCCAGUCACUGCUCCGCCUCCAGCUGGACCUAUCAGAACGAAUCCACGCUGACCGGCUGGCACCUGAUUGGAGACACAGGAGGGAGGGUGUGGUCCGUGCACAGAGACACGCCUCCAUAUCUGAGCGUCCGGCACGCGGACGUCGCGCGCGAUCUUGGCUCGGCCUACUACUGGAACGCACCUGGACGUUUCCUUGGGAACAAGAUCACAGCAUACGGAGGGAGUGUGGUUUACGCCGUGUCUUAUUCCAUCGACCAGCAAGAACAAAGAUCCAUCAGAGUGACCUCAGAGCCUGACCUUAUCAUAGAGGGCGGCGGGAUGAAGAUCGUGGACAGAAGGUUCGGCCGGCCGGUGUAUCCGUCCUCGCCAAGCACCAAUCACGUUGUUCUCCUUCCAGAGAACUUUGUGGUGUCCGAGACGGGACAGGGGAUCAGUCGGAGAGAGUUCUUGUCCGUGUUGGCCAGCGUGACCUCACUGAUGGUGCGAGCCUCGUACAGCACAGAAACCAGCGCCGUGUACAGACUGCAUUCAUUCUCAAUGCAGGUAGGCAAUCCUACUGCACGAGGAGAGAGUAGAGCAUCAGCUGUAGAAGUUUGUGUUUGUCCUCCUGGAUAUGCUGGAACAUCCUGUGAGGCUUGUAAUCCUGGUUUUCGGAGGGUGAACGGAAAUCUGUACAAUGGUGUGUGUGAAGCUUGUCACUGCCAUGGACACGCGACACAGUGUGAUGAGGUCACAGGACACUGUGUGGACUGUUCCCACCACACCUAUGGGCCCCACUGUGACACUUGCCUACCUGGUCACUAUGGUAACGCCACCCAUGGUUCACCCGCAGACUGUCAGCCCUGCGCCUGCCCACUCAGUCUUCCUAGCAACAACUUCAGCCCCACCUGCCACUUGGGCGAGGAGGGGGAGUUACUCUGCGACCAGUGUCAGCCGGGAUACACGGGACCACGAUGUGACAGAUGUUCCAACGGAUACUACGGCAGACCCACGACACCAGGAGGCCUCUGCCAGCCGUGUGACUGCAGCGGUAAUCUGGACUUGUCGGCACCUGGUAGCUGUGAUCCAAUCACAGGCCAGUGUCUGCACUGCCGGCAAGGCUACGGCGGCGCGGAGUGUGACAGCUGUGCUGAUGGUUACUAUGGAGACGCUCUCAUCGCGAAAGACUGCAGACCCUGUCAGUGUCAUACGAACGGCUCAGCACACGAGGUGUGCAACAAGCAGACUGGACAGUGUCCGUGCAAAGACAACGUGGUUGGACGACAGUGUGACGAGUGUGUGCCUAACUGCUGGUGGGACGCCGAGCGUCAGGACUGCGUGCCCUGUCGCUGCAGCGCGUACGGCUCUAUGUCUCAGCGCUGCGACAUCGAGGGCCGCUGCAUCUGCCGCCCCGGCUUCGUGGGCCGCCGCUGCGAAGCACGCCGCCCGAGUCACGAGCGGCGGGAGACGCGGCGGCCCGUGGAGCGGGUCCCCGUGGAGGCCGUGCAGCAGAGAUGGGGAGGGCCGUCACGCACGGGGGGCUGCCCCAGGGGGGCGUACAGGCCUAAGACGGGGGCUCAGACCCACGGCCUCAGCACGCGUGGACAGUGCGUCCCCUGUCACUGCAACUCGUUCGGCUCCAAGUCGUUCGACUGCGACGAGAGCGGCCAGUGUCGGUGUCAGCCGGGCGUCGGCGGGCCCAAAUGUGACCGAUGCUCGCGAGGGUUCUUCAACUUCCAGGAAGGCGGCUGCACACCCUGCCAGUGCAGCCAUGUGGGAAAUAACUGUGACGCGAGCACAGGACAGUGCAUCUGUCCUCCCAACACUGUCGGCGAGAGGUGUGACCGCUGCGCUCUCAACCACUGGGGCCACGACAUCGUAACUGGCUGCAAGGAGUGUGGCUGUAGCGUGGUGGGCUCCGUGACCCAGCAGUGUAACAUGAACACAGGCUGCUGCUUAUGUCGGGACUCCUACAGAGGAGAGAAGUGCAACGAGUGUCAGAUCGGAUACAGAGACUUUCCUCAGUGCACGCAGUGCAAGUGUAACGUGGCGGGAUCGGACAGCCAGACCUGUGACCUGGAGAGGGCAGUCUGUGCCUGCGCUGACCGCACGGGAAAAUGCAGCUGCAGGGAAAAUGUGGAGGGAGACAACUGCGACCACUGCAGGACCAACACGUUUGGGUUGUCGGUACGAAACCCACUGGGCUGCAGCAGGUGCUACUGUUACGGGCUCACACACUCGUGCACGGAGGCACCGGGACUGAUCCGGAUGUGGUUGACACUGAAGCCGGAGCAGACGGUGCUCCCCCUGGUGGACAAAUCAAACGCAGCCGAGACGAGGAGAGGAGUGAGCUUCCAGCACCCGGAGAUCCUCGCCCACGCAGACCUGGUGACGUCCACUCUCUCUGAACCCUACUACUGGAAACUGCCCGAGCAGUUCAGAGGCUCCAUGAUCACAGCGUAUGGCGGUCAGUUGAAAUACGCGGUGUACUAUGAGGCCAGAGAUGAAACCGGCCCCUCCUCCUAUGAGCCGCAGCUCAUCAUCAAGGGCGGCCCCACGCGCAACAUCGUCAUCACCCGUCACAUACCAGGACUCCAGAUCGGUCAGCUCACCCGACACGAGAUCGACAUGACAGAGCAUGAGUGGAAGUAUGCAGAUGGCCGGUCCAUGACUCGCGAGGACUUCAUGGACGUUCUGUUCUAUGUGGACUACAUCCUAAUUAAGGCGUCCCAUGGCAACUUGAUGAGACACAGCCGUAUUUCAGAGAUCAGUCUGACGGUGGCUGAAGAAGGUCGACCGACCAGGCAGAGCGAGAAAGCCCAUCAGAUAGAAAAAUGUGACUGUCCAAUCGGAUACUCGGGACUUUCUUGCGAGGAGUGUGCUGCAGGUUUCUACCGUCUCCGCUCCGGCUCCCUGCCAUCUGCUCCUGCUUCCAGAGUGCCCAGCGCUGCCGGCAUGGGCAGCUGUGUUCAGUGCCAAUGCAGUGGGCACUCCUCCACCUGUGACCCCGAGACAUCCAUAUGCCAGAACUGUCAAGACAACACAGAGGGUGAUCGAUGUGAACGCUGCGCUCCAGGAUUCUAUGGAGUGGUCCGAGGUUUUCCUGACGACUGCAAACCAUGUGCCUGCCCCCUUGUCAACCGAGAGAACAAUUUCAGUCCGUCCUGUGUCGCAGAGGGAUUUGAUGACUACAGAUGCACCGCCUGUCCUGAAGGAUAUGAGGGCAAAUACUGUGAGAGAUGUUCCACUGGUUACCAUGGUAACCCAAGGAUGCCAGGUGGUCACUGUGAGGAGUGUAAGUGUUACGUGUGGGGCUCGUUGCCCGGACCAUGUGACCCUGUUACAGGCCAGUGCCCUUGCAGGGUUGGGGCCUCGGGAAAGUCGUGUGACCAGUGCAUGGAGAGGCAUGUGUGUGGACCAGCUGGAAUCAUCUCUUGUGAUGACGAGUGCUCGGGUCUGUUGAUAAGUGACAUGGACCGGCUAUAUCGCAUCAUCACUGAAGUCACUCUGACCACACCCCUCCCACCACCAUAUAAGAUGUUGUACCGCUUUGAGAACAUGACAGAGGAACUCAAGCACAUGCUGUCGCCUCAGAAAGCUCCGGAGAGAUUACUGCAACUGGCCGAUUCCAACCUAGGAUCACUGGUUGUUGAGAUGGACCAGCUGCACAGCAGGGCCACUAAGGUGUCUGCCGAUGGAGAACAGGUUGAAGAUGAUGCCGACAGGAUUCAUAAACGAGCUGAAGACCUGGAGCAGUUCAUUAGGGAUACUCUGCUGGGAGCUAAAGACCUGCAGUUGAAGGCAGCUGAGUUGAACCAGACUCUCUCGCGCAGAGAUGGAACCCCAGACAAAAGCCUGAAGGAGAUGAAGGACGAGAUCCAGGCCAUGCUGACCGAGAUGAGAAGACGACAGCUGGGAGGGAAAAAGGGCAUUGCCGAUGAGGAGAUGGACCUCGCCGAGGAGCUUUAUCAGAAAGUCAAGAGGUUGUUUGGUGACCCUCAUCAGGCCACAGAAGACCUGAAAGCAGAGAUAAAAGGGAAACUCUCGGACCACGAGGGGAAGCUCCAGGAGGCUGAGGAGCUGCUCUAUUCUGCGCAGGGAAAGACAAGGCUGGCCGAGUCGCUGGCUGAACAAAACCAGGCUAACCUCACAGCCCUUGAGAGGAAGCGCUCAGCAGUCAGUGUGGUGAAGCAGGAGGCACAGGAGGUCCUUGGAGAAGGAGAACGACUUCUGGAUGAAGCAAACCAGCUCUCUGACAACAUCAACAAAGGAUUAGAGGACUUGGAGGAGAUGCAGAGAGAGCUGGGUCCUCUCCACGACCAGCUCGGCGAUCGAGUCGAUCACCUCACCACUGGUUUAACUUACGGCCUCCAUAAUCAUGUUCAUGAUGCAGAGGAACAUGCCAAGCAGCUGAAUGAGUCUGCUGCCAUUUUGGAUGGUAUUUUGGCUGAAGCAAAAAAUCUCUCCUUCAAUGCAACCGCUGCCUUCAAGGCGUACAGUAACAUUAAAGCAAACGUGGAUGAAGCAGAGAAAGAGGCAAAGGCGGCCAAACAGAGGGCCAGCGAGGCACUAGCGCUGUUCAGAAGAGAUAACAGGGAGCAACUCUCUGACAUUAAGCAGGAGUUGAAGAGAGCGAAUGACAGACUGGACGAAGUAGAAGGGAGAAUAGAUGAAACGGAGACCGUGCUUCUAGCAACAACAACGUUAAUCAAGCGGCUGACACAACGUCAGGCUAGCUUGGAGGCGAGAUUGAUUGAUCAGGAGGCUCGAGCGCGGCGUGUCAACCUGCGUAUUUACGGAGUACCCGAAGGCACAGAGGGCACUGACAUGGCUGGUUUCCUGAAUAACAUGUUGAAAACUUCACUCGACUUCCCACUUGACGGAGACCUUAAGAUUGAACGGGCACAUCGGGCUCUGGCACCGAAGCCCACCGACCCGCAGGCAAAACCUCGCUCCAUAGUGGUCAGGUUUGGCAGCUGGCAGAUUAAAGAAGAAGUGAUAAGGAGAGCGUGGCAGAAAAAGAAGGUGCUUUACGACAACGUUCGUUUCUAUGUUGACCAUGACUUUCCUCCUGAAGUGUUAAAGAAACGCAGUGAAUACAUCGAGGCCAAAAAGGUGUUGAAGGAAAAACAAAUAAAGUUUCAGACGCCCUACCCUGCAAAGAUGCGGAUUUAUUAUGAUGAAGGCACCCGGUUGUUCCAGAAUGCGGCGGAGGCUACGAGGGAUAUGUCGGCGCGAGGGUUUCCGGUUACUGUGGUGAAGACCCCAGCCACACCGGACCAAGAGGAGAUUCUCCUCCUGUCUACCUGGCAGAGGGCAGGCAGUAGGGGAGACCAGUCUCUGACAGAUACUGCAGCUAAGCUAGCCGCUACAAAGGCUGUUGCAGUGGACGCUAACGCCACAGCCAUCGAUGUCCUCGAGCGCCUUGGAGAUUUGAAUCUGCGAAUCCGUGGCUUACAGCAGAACUACAGUGAGCUGGAGGACACUUUUUCUGCCAAUAGCCGCCCUGAGUUGACACUGCUAUUAUUGGUCACCCUUUCCACAUUCUUCACACGCUCGCUUGUUGCGCUCUCCGCUGUAAUAUACUGUGUAGCAUUAAUGGUAUCAACUGCUGUGCUGUUCUGUGUCACUGCUGUACUUUAUCUCCCUCUGCUCUCAGUCCACGCUGCAGGAGCUAAAGUGAAGGAUUUAGAGGACGAAGCUGAUAGGUUGCUGGAGAAGCUGCAGCCAAUCAAAAAGCUGCAGGACAACUUGAAGCGAAACAUCUCGCAAAUCAAGGAACUGAUCAACCAAGCCAGGAAACAAGCCAACUCUAUCAAAGUGUCGGUGUCAUCAGGUGGUGACUGUCUCCGUAGUUACCGCCCUGAUAUCAGGAAGGGCAGGUACAACACCAUCGUCCUUCACGUUAAAACCACAACACCUGAUAACCUCCUCUUCUACUUGGGAUCAGCCAAAUUUGUUGAUUUCUUGGCCUUGGAGAUGCGUAAGGGGAAGGUGAAUUUCCUUUGGGACAUGGGUUCAGGUGUGGGGAGGGUCGAAUAUCCCCAUCACACCAUCCAUGAUGGGAACUGGCACAGAAUAGAGGCAUAUCGUAAUGGGUUGAAUGGUACCAUAUCAGUGUAUCCACUGGAAGGCUCCAUGGCUGGUAUGAUGCCGACCCCAGCGAGCGCCAACUCACCCACGUCCUACUCCAUCCUGGACGUCGACCAGAACGCCUACCUGUUCGUAGGAGGGAUACUCGGCACUGUCAAGAAAGCAGAUGCAGUGAGAACAACAACAUUCACAGGCUGCAUGGGGGAGACCUUCCUGGAUAGUAAACCCAUUGGACUGUGGAACUAUAGAGACAGACAGGGAGACUGUAAAGGAUGUGCUGUCAGCCCCCAGAGCUCCAACAGUGAGGGAAUAGUCCAGCUGGACGGUGAAGGCUACGCCGCAGUGGGACGACCCACCAGGUGGAACCCCAAUAUUUCCACCAUCACCUUUAAGUUCCGCACUUUCUCCUCUGAAGCCCUGCUCAUGUAUCUGGCUACUGAAGAUAUGAAGGACUUCAUGUCCCUCGCACUUACAGAGGGCAAGGUGAAAGUCAACUUUGACCUCGGGUCAGGGGUUGGCAGUGCCAUAUCAUCUAUCCGCCACAACGACGGAAGCUGGAAAUCCCUCACCAUGUCGAGGAACAAGAAACAAGCCACUGUGACUAUAGUGGAUAUUAACAGCAGUGCUGAGGAGAAGAUAGUAGCCACAUCACAGGGUUCAGCUACAGGUCUGAACCUCAAGGAACACCAGAAAAUCUAUUUUGGAGGGCUGCCCACAAUUGGGAACUACAGCAUGACAGCCAGGUCAGAGGUCACUCUGAAGCGGUAUGCGGGCUGUCUGCGGGAGAUUGAGGUCUCCAGAACGCCGUAUAAUCUCCUCAGCAGUUCAGAUUAUACUGGGGUCACUAAAGGAUGUAAUGUAGAGAACCUGUACACGGUCAGCUUCUCUAAGCCAGGAUACAUGGAGCUGGGUGGAUUUUCGUUGGCCGUCGGCACAGAGAUCAGCCUGUCAUUUAGCACUCUGGAAGACACUGGGACCAUACUGCUCGCUGUAGGCGGAGCCUCACCAAUCGGCCUAAAGGCUCGUAACACAAACUUCCUCAGCUCUACGAGGAGACGCAGGCAGUCAGGAGAGCCCUACCUCUCUGUCAUGCUGAACAAAGGCUCUCUGGAGGUUUUGGUUUUCACGGGCCACCAUAGUCCACGUCGUGUCAUCAGGCGACCUGAGCAAGGCAUACUGAAUGAUGGGAAGGAGCACUCACUGCGCAUAGAGCGGCUGGCUGGCAGAUCAUUUGCAGUCCAGGUUGAUGAGGAGGCCAAGAGGGAGGCAACACUUCCAAGCGAUCAACCUAUAAGCUUGCAGCGCAUCUUCCUGGGUGGUAUUUCUGUAGAAGUGGAGCAGACAUCCAACAGAGUCAACGUCCCAUUCCAAGGUUGCAUUUGGAACCUUAUGGUCAACUCAAUCCUCUCAGACUUCUCCCAGCCCGUGUCUUUCGAGAAUGCUGAAAUCGGCCAGUGUCCCAGUCUCGCCCCCGAACCACUUCUACCUCCUCUGCCAGAGGAAGAAAAGGAUGAAAAGGAGGAGAAGCAAGAGGAGAAGCAGGAGGAGCCACAUCGUCCUCCACUGACCCCAACCCCACCUCUAGAGCCUCCUGCUGAGGCCACGCCCCCUGCCCCUCCUGCUGCUACACCCACCGCUGCUACAGCCCAGACCACUGCCAAACUGGACCCCAGGGCUGACUUGGAUUCAUGUGCAUCAGCUGUGGCCCCGACAGCGCUCGAGAAGGCCUAUCAGUUUGGACUCACCAGGAACAGCCACAUGAGCUUCGCCUUUGAUGACGCCAAAGUCAGAGAGAGGCUUAUAUUAGAGUUUGAGCUGAGGACAAAGGAGGAGUCUGGGCUCGUUCUCUACAUGGCGAGAAUCAACCAUGCUGAUUUUGUGACCAUACAGAUCAAGGACGGACAGGUUUGUCUUGGUUAUGAUCUCGGCCAUGGGAACAUUUCUGGCUGCGUUCCCUUCUCCAUCAACGAUGGGAACUGGCACAAGAUCCGUGUGAGUCGUAACAAGCAGAGAGGUCUUCUCAUGGUUGAUGGACGAUACAGUAAACAGAUGAUCAGUCCUAAAAAGGCUGACUUGUUGGACGUGGUGGGAAUACUGUACGUUGGUGGAUUACCUCAAAACUAUACAACCAGGAGAAUCGGACCAAUUCUCUAUAGUAUCAACGGAUGCAUCCGUAACCUGAAAAUGGUGGGAGGUGCCGUGAGCACGAAGCCAGCCACUCCAGGUCGCUCUGAGGCCGCCAUCGAAGACUUUAAACUGGACAUGGCCACACCCACCGCUAGUCAAAUGGUAGGAAGAUGCUUUGUUGCUACGGAGACGGGCACCUACUUUGAAGGCACUGGCUUCCUGAAAGCAGUCGCUUCCUACAGAGUUGGUCUGGACGUGUCAAUAGAAUUAGAGUUCAGAACAAGCAGAACCAACGGAGUUCUUUUGGCCAUCAGUAACCAAGCCAACGAUGGAAUCGGACUAGAAAUCGUCGAGGGCAAGCUGCUCUUCCAUGUUGACAACGGAGCUGGCCGAUUCACAGCUGAGCACAUGCCCGAGGGAGAGGGCUUCUGCGACGGCGAGUGGCACUCUGUCACUGCCAACAAAAACCGCCACAGGGCGGAGCUGGUGGUCGACGGGAAGCAGAGCCAAGCGGAGAGUCCGAAUGCACGCUCCAACACCUGCGACACCAACGACCCCAUCUACGUGGGAGGAUAUCCAAGUGGAGUUCGUCAGGCAGCUCUUUCGACCAGCACGUCCUUCGGUGGUUGCAUGAGGAACCUUAGGAUCACCAAGGCUUCUAAAACCAUGGAGGUGCACUUCAACAAGGCUCUGGAGAUUAAAGGAGUGCAGCCUCUCUCCUGUCCUGCUGUGGCAGCCUAACCGGUACUAACUGAUCAUAAUGAUCCGCCUCCUUUUGUUUCCACUAAUCCAACACACACAUCUGUGAACAUCUUGUCUUUGAAGAGGCAACAGGCAGAUUUUUAAUAUAAAAGUGACCCCCUUCUAUGAUUAAAUUAUGUUUUUAAACCUCACAAUUCCUUUGGGUUAAACUACAAGCCAAAAACAUAUGGACAUUGCAAGUACCUGCUUCUUUUCAAAGUAACUAAAAUGUCUCCCUGCGCAGUUUCUAUAAAGCAAGACUAAGAAUUGUUCUUCUAACAUUUUGUACAAUGUGAGACCAGUUCAAUAAAUCUAUAAUGGCUACAA